UCAAAACAAAAACAAAUAAAAUGGAUCACCGAGAUAUCAGCGGCGGCAACUCUAGUGGUAACAACGGAGGCAGGUGGAGGUGGAGGUGGAGCUUGUCGGAGACCCAACUUCCCUCUCCAACUUCUUGAAAAGAAAGAAGAUGAUCCAUGCUCUACUUCCACCUUCCCUUCUCUCGCAAUCUCCACCACUCCUCCUCAAGAUCUCUCCACCACCCCUUCCACCUCCACCGACCCCCCUAAGAAACCUCCUCCCAAGCGAUCAUCCACCAAAGACCGCCACACUAAAGUCGACGGCCGUGGCCGUCGCAUUCGCAUGCCUGCCUUAUGGGCAGCCCGUGUUUUCCAACUCACUCGUGAGCUCGGCCACAAAUCCGAUGGCGAAACAAUCGAAUGGCUCCUCCAACAAGCCGAACCUGCCGUCAUCGCUGCCACCGGCACUGGCACAAUCCCUGCCAACUUCACCUCUCUCAACAUCUCCAUGCGUAGCUCAGGUUCUUCCAUUUCUGCUCCCCAUCAUCUUCGCGGCGGCGCCGGUUACUUCUCCCAUCAAAACUUUAUGUACUCCUCAUUACCUUACUCAACCUUUACGGCAAUCUAUGACUGAUUCUCCAGCUCCCAUCAUCUUCUAUGCUUAACUUCAACACUGAUACUGACAAUACUAGUGCUCGUAAACGCCGAUGGCCUGAACAAGAUAUGAUCAUCAUCAUCAUCAUCAUCAACAUCAACAGUCAAUUCAGCAGCAACAACAACAGCAGCAAAUGGCAAGUAGUAGCAGUGGACAUGGGCAGGUCCCCACAACACUAUGGAUGGUCACAAACCCUGGGAAUCAAAUUUCAGGUGGUGAUUCAUCUUGGCCUUUUCCAUCCUUAUCUGGGGCUGCCACCACUGCAGCAAUGUUUAGAGGUUCAAUGUCAAGUGGUUUGCAUUUCAUGAAUUUUCCGGCACCGAUGACUUUGAUGCCUAGCCAACAACUAGGGUUAGGUACCGGGCACUGUCGGCGCAGGAGAGGCCGGGCACUUGAGCAUGCUUGCGGCACUCAACGCUUAUCGACCUUUUGGUACAGGAGGUGGAACUGGAGGUGCUAGUGGCGAUCCGACAGGAUCACGGCAACUGCAGCAACAAGGUGGUGGUGGUGGUGGUGGUGGAGGAGAUCGUCAUGAUACAAUGAGUGCCAGUGACUCUUAGCUUAUAUAUAUAUAUAUAUAUAGAUAGAUAGAUAUAUUUAUAUCUUCUCAAAUCCAUGCAUGAGUUUGAGUUUCAUCACUUCAUUUCUUUUUAGGGUUUCUGAGAUAUAGUUUCCAAUGAGUUGGGAAUUUGAUUGAGUCUGCUAGCUUUUCUUUCUUUGUUUUUUGAGCUAUUGUGAUGAGAGAGAGUGAGUGAGUGAGUGAGUCCUUGAAUUCAUGAAAGUGUUAUCAUACAAUGAUCAUAUUUCCAUUAUACUUUCCUUCUUUCAACCUCGAUCUCCAUGAACUUUGGAAAUGCUUAAUAAACCCUAGCAAUCUAAAACCUAUCUCUUAUAUACCUCCUGCAGCCCCCAUUGAACAAUAUUGUUUGACAAGAACCUGUACUACCAUCCAUCCAUAUAUUGUACCACCUUUUACCCCUCUUAUAUAUAUAUAUAUAUAAAAAGAGUAUGUGUAUUUGACUCAGAUUCAAAUUAAGUUUUGAAUGAAAAUGGAAAUGGAGGGGAUGGGGGGGCCAAAUGAAGAUAAACAGCAUGGUUGAGCUGUCGGUUGUUUUGUUCCCAUAUUAGAGCUGUCACAUGUUAAUGUCAUGGUGGUAUUGAGGAAGCACCAAAGGGUCUCUUAUGUGUUGUACACCACAUAUAGGCUUAUCCUUUUAGUCUUGUCAUGGUUUUUCUUUCACAAAAACAAUAUGCUGUGUGUGUAUCAGUGUAUGUGUGUGUGUGUGAGAGAGAGAGAGAGAGAUAGCAUGGCCUUCAUCCUUUGCCAUCACUCCUUUGUCUCUUAACUCAUUCCCCCCUUUUCCUUCUGUUUGCUUUCUGGGAAACCACAACAUCAUCAUCAACUCUCUCUCAACCCUUCUUCAUCUUCUCCUUCAUUCUUUCUACUCUAUUUUAGUAAUACUCUUCAUCAAUUCAGUUAAUGUUUAUUGCUAGUGAUCAUGAAAUGGCA
Molecule: messenger RNA, 2134 nt
Organism: Dioscorea cayenensis subsp. rotundata (Guinea yam)
Lineage: Eukaryota; Viridiplantae; Streptophyta; Magnoliopsida; Dioscoreales; Dioscoreaceae
Product: transcription factor TCP15-like
Exons: 1
Cellular component (GO): nucleus
Molecular function (GO): sequence-specific DNA binding; DNA-binding transcription factor activity
Source: RefSeq, a predicted model, not a curated record